Acanthosepion pharaonis is the source of this 573-nucleotide messenger RNA. Lineage: Eukaryota; Metazoa; Mollusca; Cephalopoda; Sepiida; Sepiidae. The record is from the annotation of a GenBank genome assembly.
AUGGCAGAUGGAAAAAGGGCCGCGAAUGCGAUGUUGCCAAACGGACUUGGUGAAUACAGAGGAUUUAACGCGACUAAUAGGUUUCUACCGUUUUCUCUGGUUGGACUGUCUACUGUCGGCAUUUUUCUUUGCGAAAGGAAAUAUGUCCGCCUUCGACCUGACAAUUUCUUCUUUUGUAUCUACUACCUUUCCGAUUUUUUUUCUUUUUCUACUUCUUUUUUUUUCUUCCUUAUUUUUUGUUUCUUUCCUUUACUAUCGUUAUAUACAGCCUCUCCGAUUUUACUCAAUUUUUUCUUUCUUUUUUUGCUUCGUUUUUCGCCUUUCCUUUAUUGUCGUAGUUAUGCUUCUAUUUCUUCUUUUGGAUCUACCGUCUCUCGUAUUUCUUUCUUUUUUUUUCUUUUUUUUUUUUUCGCUCUCUUUUCUACUCUUUCCUUUAUUGAUGUUAUAAAUGUUCUGUUUUCUUCUUUUGUGUCUAAUGCCUCCGAUUUUUUUCUUUACUUUUUUUUUUCUUCAUCGUCUUUCUUAUUUUCCCUUUCAUCCCGCUAUGUCGUCUGGAGAUCGUCUUCUUUUUAA